Messenger RNA from Monopterus albus (swamp eel), 1331 nucleotides. Its product is annotated as intracellular hyaluronan-binding protein 4-like. The coding region runs from base 16 to 1155 and encodes 379 amino acids. Gene Ontology annotation, biological process: positive regulation of translational initiation; positive regulation of RNA splicing. Gene Ontology annotation, cellular component: nucleus; cytoplasm. Gene Ontology annotation, molecular function: RNA binding. The record is from RefSeq and is a predicted model, not a curated record. The transcript has 9 exons. Lineage: Eukaryota; Metazoa; Chordata; Actinopteri; Synbranchiformes; Synbranchidae.
GUUUAUACAUUACCUAUGUUUAUUUUACUGGCUAACAUGCUUCCGGACGCCUACGGUUGCGUUGUGGCGAACAGGUUCGGGAAUCUUUCGGAUGACGAUGCUGACCCGUUCGACUUGAUCAGCCAAGUGGAGAUGGAAAAGGACAAAAAGAAGAAGAAGAAAAAGGACGAGGAGGAGAAGAAAAGCAAACAGAAAAAACCUAGUCAUAAGGAAUCCCAGAGGGACAGACGCGUCCCUGUCGCGCCGGACGAUAAAGACCCAUUUCCGGGCCGUCAGCAGGUGGCACGCCCUCGACCGGUAACCGAGAGCCGAGAUGGCAGAGUCGAGGCACAGAGGCCCAUGAAGAAAGUUGCCACUGGGGAGGACUGGGCCAACAAAGACGAGUACCCACAAGAAUUUUCUAUCCUUAUGCCUUCCUAUAAUGCUGACUCUGACCUCAUGAGCAGAGGGGGGAUCAGAGGUAGGAGAGGAGCAAGAGGUGGAAGAGGAUAUACAAAGAGCUCAGACAACUUCAACCCAAGGGGCAAGAGAGAAUAUGAUCGACACAAUGGAACAGGAAUCUCUCCUGAGGAAAAGAGGGGAGGCAGAGGACCCUGGAACUGGGGUUGUGUUGAAGAAGCUACAAGUGAAUUAAUGGAGGUGACAAACAAUGUGCCAGUCAAAUCUGAGGAGCCCCCAGUGGACGAAGAGAAUCAGAAUCGAGCAACCGAAGAGGAUGGCGAGGUGGUGGUUCAGGUUGCCAUGGAGAUGACCCUGGAUGAAUGGAAGGCCUUGCAGGAGACGAGUCGUCCCAAAGCAGAAUUUAAUAUCCGCAAGACGGAGAACAAGAUUCCUUCCAAGGCCAAGGUCAUCCACCAGUCAAAGCACCUACAGAACCUCAAGGGUGCUCUGGAGGACAUGGAGGAUGACUGCAGCUUCUUCCGUAGAUCUACAAAUGACAUCACUUCCCUUCUGGACAUCAAUUUUGGGAGUCUUGGACGCCCCAGUCGUGGGGGUCGGGGAAGGGGAGCACGGGGCGGAGGAGCACGGGGCGGUGGAGCACAGGGCGGUCCAACUAGUCGCCCAGAGAGAGCCAACCAAAUAUUUGAGAGGGAUAAUCUGGCUCCUAACCCAGAUGACCCAGAAGACUUCCCAGCACUAUGCAAAGGAAGAUGAGUGAAUCCACUUGUUUACCUCCUAUGGGGAAAAUUGGUUGCACUUGACACUUGCUAGAAAUGUUUUCAUGUUGCUGUUAAGGUAUGGGGUUUUAUUGUACUCGAUUUUUGUUUAAUUGCACUGAAAGCACUGUUCCUGCAUCUGACUCCUGAAGAAUAAAUACUUGUGCAAAUGAA